AUGGGCCUCCAGGAACUUUUCACCUCCACAAGCCUUGAACUGCAAGGCAUUCAUGCCGUCCGCUGGCUCUCGAGGGGCGACGCAGUGCUCAGGCUUGUCGCCGUGCUUCCAGCUCUCAUCGUGAUGCUGAAGGAGUGGGACGCGAAGUUGUAUGCGCUCGUGACAAGCUACAGGUUUCAUUUCCUCUUGUUUUUUAUUGCUGAUGUGGUUGAGCAGUUGAACAUCCUCAACAAGGCGUUCCAGCACAAGGAGCUUGACUAUGCCAGCGUGCAUGCGCAGAUAAAGCGCGCAACUUCCCCUAUCGAGAGCCGCUACGUCGAUUGCGGCGACGACUUCAGUGGCGGCGUCAGCAAGCUGCUAUCCCCCUUCAUCUCGCGCCACGGGCCAGGAGGAAACCGGGAGAUGACUGUGGAGGGUGUUGACUCGGACGGCCGACCUACACGCUUCACAUUCAGGCUGCAUGAGGACGAGCUGGAGGAGCUCGAUGGGCCGGGGACCCACGAUGGCUGUGUGGACGUCUGCACGGAGUUUGCCGAGCUGAUCGUCCACAAUCUGUUGCAUCGGCUUGGCGAUUUGGAGGGGGAUAUCUGGAGCAAAGCUCUUCACCCCCGAUGA
Closterium sp. Naga37s-1 is the source of this 615-nucleotide messenger RNA. The record is from the annotation of a GenBank genome assembly. NCBI's taxonomy places the organism in Eukaryota, Viridiplantae, Streptophyta, Zygnematophyceae, Desmidiales, Closteriaceae.